GACGGCCUUUUUACGGCGACAACUCAUACAACACGACUCAUUUAACGAUUGAUAUUUCGGCUUACGACAUUUAUUUUUUUGCUUGAUCUUUUUAACGAAAUUCUUCCCGAUUUUUGGCGAUUUUCGAUUCUGUAUAACUAUCAUGACGACGCUGCGCCAUCCACUGCGUCAACAGUCACAAGCGGAAGCAACACCAACACUCCCGUCUUCCUAUGUCCCUAGUAUUCGGCUUAUCGCCGCCACACCUUCUGCGGCGGGCUUGUCAUCUGAGCCGAGCACAUCUGCCAAUCGCUCUCUCGAAUCAUCUUGGGCUUCAGUACCUGCCGCUGAUUGGGAUAGUCCGUCUGCCCUCGCCCCACGUCUAAAGGAGCCAACUCCCAGGAAACGUCUCGUCCCCAAGAAGUCUAAGCUCAGCAUGCUGGGCGUUGGGGGAGGGGGUAUCAAGGAGCGGGAGAAGACGCGGGACUUUUCUGACGUUGUUCGGCGUGUCGGUGGUGACACUGCUUCUGCGACAAGAGGCUUCGAAAUCUACGUGGAUCCUACUGAGGAUCCGGACAUCGGAGAGAUUGUCUUAGUGAAGAAGAAGAAAUCUCGGGCGGCAUUGGACGGUAUGAGAUGGGGAGGUGGACCUAUGGCAGAGGUCACGAAUGUGCCCUCUACUAAGAUGAAGAAGGAGAAGGAAGAGGGGGGAAAGGAAAAGUGGUGGGCGAUUGGUAGAGGACGGAAGGAUUCGAGGGAGAAGGGCAAAGGGAAGGAAAGGAGCAAGGACUCCCAACGACCUAACCUCAUUCCUCGGUCAAAGACACCUGAGCCUUUCAAGCCUCCUCUGCAAGAGGUCAGAACGCGCUCUAACUCGCUUGAUCCUGGGGCGCUACUCUCUGCCCCGAACACGUUCAGUCCUACGUAUCAGGCCAACAAUUUCUCUUCGCCUCAAAUCGCUCCUCAGCCCCAGCCACGUUCGCGAACAUCGACACUUGGCGGACUUCUUGCACCGCCCACUCUACCUAAUGAUCAGAAUCAAAAUCCGCGACAGGGUUCCAUCGCGCUUCGAGCCAUGCGCUCCCUAGCUCGCAUCGGGAGCUGGGCUCAGCUGAGAAAUCCAGGCAAUGAGAACGAGUCCAAGAAGUACAAGGACGUGCCUAAGAAGAAAACUGUGAAGAAGGAUGCGGAGAAGAAGCCAAAGAAAACGAAGGACCACCAACGUACCUCGACUAGCAGCUUUGAAGCAGGCGCAUUGACCGCCAGUCCUGAAGUUACCCGGACUUUUGGAUACAAUAAGAAACGAAGUAUUCUUGGGCUCGGGCUCCCCUCGUCUAUGACAAUGAAGUUGCCUGCAGGACGAGAUGGGUCGACGGCUUCUUCUACGAUGUCACAGGCUCCUCCUCCGGUGGUCGAUAAUAACCGACUUUCAGUUGAGUCUGCGGCGGUCAUGGGGAGGCCAAGCUCGGCAAUGUCGACGGCGUCUUCACUUCGUCCGAUGUCGACAACUUCAGGUACCUCUCGGGCUUCAUCAGGCUCUGGUGCCUCGGUGAAGUGGGAUGAAGCGGGCUUGGAAACGGUCAGGGAUCGGAGGGACAGGGAAAGGGGUAUCAAGAAGGGUAUCAAGGAGGAGCAGAAGAGAAGGGAUAGUAGGGAGAGCAGGAGGAGUUCGGAGGGGAGGAAGAGGACCCCAUUGAGUGACAUCUUCCCAGAGAUUGGUACGAGUGGAGAUGGCGAAGAAGCGAGGCAUAUAGGGGAAGGCUCGCCAGCUGUUAGUGGCAAAGAGUGCCCAGUUGUGAGAGUGGAGACUGCUACAUGUGACGGACACGAGGAUCCUGGUGCGGAUAAGAUGCUGGUGGCUACGCCCGUUCGUCGAGCUCGUCCAAGACCUGCAUCUGAACAGCUCCUGGGCAAAGCCAGGCCUCGGGGGAUCUACGAAGAUUCCGAGAACGGUGCUUUAUCAGUCCUGGAUGCAGUGACGAACGACCUCGCAAAUCUGAUCAAUACGUUGGAUCUGGAGGCUACACCCGGCGGGACACCUGAUCCUUCGCCUAUUGCUCGACGGAACACAAGGGAGCCAGAGGCGAGUCCUACGAAGAUGAGGGCGAAGAAGCUGCGUCUGGAAAACCCUUCGGUCACUUCAUUACGUCCGUACGCGCAAGCUACUGUGCGUGCAUCUCCUUCCCAGGACAUUCUAUCUGGGAAGAACCCCGAGAAAGGAUUUGUGAAGAAGCGUGCCAGUGAAUUGGGGCUUGGAAAGCAAAUUGCUCCUUUGCCAGUGUUUGACAGCCUUCCUCCAGUCAAGCUGCCCUCAUCACCCCCGCCACCGACGGCCUUUGUACGGACACACAAACGGACCUUGACUCCCGGGCCUCUCCCAGAUCCUUCACCUGUCCUGAGACCACUCAGACCUGCGAAGCCCAGAAUUUCGAGGGCCGUUGCGAAAAGUCCCACAACAAGUGCCAAGAAGGCAGCACGACCCCCUCCGUCAACGUUCAGGUCGUCUAUUGCGGGCUUUAGGAAUUCGACAUCCUCGCAGGAGUUCAAUGAGCUGGAGAAUCAUCCAAUUUUCAUGCGCAAAAGGGCUUCGUUGGGCGCCGAUAAGAGAGCAUCUCGCACAAGUACCGACCACGAUGAUACAGCGUCCCGACGACCUCUCGCACCGGGUGCACGCAAGAUGCUUGGUAUGAGAGGAACUAUGGGUGGUUCUGAUGUCUCUGCAUAUGCCGAGGACGUUGACGUCUCUGAUCCCGACUCGGAUAUCCCCGAUGAGCUCCAAUUCAUCUUGCACGGGAAGAAAACGUCAGUAGUAGAGGCUGAGGAAGAGGAAGGGACCAUGGAUUACAGCGAGGCUGCCGAAAGCGGCAAGGGGAGUGGCAUGGACGAUACGAUGGACUACCAUCAUGAAGGACUGUCGUUCAUCAAUGAUCGUUUGCAGGGAUUAUCAUUUGUCGACGAGGAGAUGGAGGUUGACGUUCCGGCCCCCUCUCCGGUUUUCCGUGCCCAGGUGAUCGACGAACAGGAACACCAUAUCGAACUAGAGCCCUCCGAGGAAGAUACGAAUAAGUCUUUCGAUUUCACGGGCGAGCUGCAGAAGUUGAAUGAAUCUGGUGAUUCUGAUCGCCGUAGUUUUGUAGAGCAGCUGGAGAACGCGUUCCGAACUCCAGCAAAGAUUGAUUUGCGUUACGACUUUGCAGGUCCCGUCAAGGAUGGCCUCUUGCAGUUUGAUGUUCCCCCUGUUCCAUCUCUGCCACCGCCUCCAGUUCCCGACGAUAGCUUGCAGGAGUGGACCGACUCGGCGACUGGUCUCAUGGAUGUUCAGGAGCCCACUUUCUUGCAUGGUUCCAGCGAGCAGGAAGAAUUGUCGAAGAGCAGAUCUUCUUUCGACAUGUACACCACCUCACAGAUCCGCGAUAUGGUGCAGCCUACUCUUCUUUCUAUGACAGACAGCCUCGCCACUGAGGAGUCCGGUCCAGCUGAGGGCAGACAAUUCUUGAAGAGGACCUCGUCUACCUUGCACUCAUCGGACGGUGAACUGAACGAGUCAUUCAAGUUCGGCGGUUCAAGAUCUUCUCCUCCCAGUUCAGAGGAUAAGGAGAAGCCUAUGACAUUAUCUGACAUCAUACCGCCGCCUGCGCAUGCUCGUUCGUUGUCCAUGGGAAGUAUCAUGGCGGAUGAUUCUGUCCUCAAGUCGAUCCUCGCGAAAGCCUCCGAGGUACCCCGCCCUCGGGUAAGCUCGGACUCAUCGAAGAGACCUUCUCGAGCGCACUCAAGACAAGUUUCUGGAUCUAGUUUCACUGGCCUCGAAUCCUUCGACGAAGUGAGGAGGGGUUUCGAGUUCCCUGACAAUCGACCUACGUUUUAUCCUCCUUCUGCCGCGGCGUAUAGCAAGCACAACAGGCAAGAAUCGACAAUGAGCUUCGCUUCUGUCUCUUCGUAUGGACGCGUCGUAAAUCCUGGAGUCGUCGAUCCGUUUGAUUACGGUGAUUGCGGCCUUCCGAGUUUGCAAGAGAUGCCUUCCUCUGAGAGUCUGUCCGCAUCUAUGUCGAUGUCGAUGGACGUGGAGGAUACGUUCGAGUUCCUUCACCGAAGGCAGAGGAGGAGGGCUGAAAGUGAUGCAUCUAGUUUCUACUUCAAGCCUCCAGAUCGCGGACACCGCCGAAACGAGUCGAACCUCUCUGUUUCCUCACAAUUCCCGCCGAAUAGCCGCUACAAUCGCAGCUUCGGGAUAGGCUUCGGCGGCGGGCAUAGAAAGAACGACUCUAUCAACAGUAUGAGCUCGGUCGCAAAUUCGUACGCGAUGCAUGGGGCAAACGCUGGGAGGGCAGCGUGGGCGAAGCAUCACCGCUCGCAAGAUUCAGCUGCAAGUGAAUUUUCUACGGCAAUGCACUUGGGGCGGCCAGGUAUUGGAGACAAGAUGUUUGAUAACGCCCCUCCCGGCGUACUGACGUCUAUUUCUGCUUCUCCUUCGGAGAGUGUGAAAUCUUCAUUUGACUCGAUCAUGGACAUCGAUGACCCCAGGUCUGGAGUUGUGGACUCGUUAUUCGAUCAAACCGGCGUAGGGUCGAGCGAAGAUGAAUCGAUAUUUGGACGUAGAAACCAGUACGAGUAUCCAAGGGGACAUCUUGCGCCACCGCUGUUCCGGCCGCUAUCGGUGCUGAGUAUGCAUGGUAGCAGUGUACAGAGUCCCAGAGAGGAUGAUACCAUGAUCAGCAUGCUUGGAGGAGGCCGCCACGAACGAAGAGUGUCCAUUGGGUCGAUCAUGGAUAUCGACAAGUCUCCCUGCGUACGUGUCGAGAAGCGCAAACACUCGGAGUUUCGAAUGAAGGGCGAAGCGGAAGAGGGUGCAGUUAAAGCCCGAAUCGUCGUGAAGCCAUCAAUUGCUUCUACCGCUGAGUCUACCAAAUUUGGUGGAGAGCGAAUGAUACGUGCUCAGCACGGGCUUUUGGACAGACGUAGCUUGGAGGAAAGUUGUCUCGUUGCCGAGGGGGAGGAUAUGUCCUUUUCCUUCGGUGCAACCGUCUUCACCAAACCUGAUCCUUUAUCUCGGUCUCGCUCCAGUACAUGUACUUCGAAUUCAGGAACAUCUGGCGCUGAUACCCCUCCUCUGUCGGCAUCUGAAGGAACAUCGAUCUCGGAAGGAUCGCAGUCAAGCAUUGAUCUCGAAGAAAUCAACGUUGCUCUCACCAAUACCACUCAUCCUAUGACCGGUGCCCAGCGCAGUAGAGUCCGUGCCCGAGCGCGAGGGCACGGUCACCGUCGACGCCAUUCGCAUACUCAAACAUCUCGGUCGUCGAUUUACGAAACGAUCCAAGAAGAGGCGUCCCCAAUGUCCUCUCCGGGCACGCAUAAGAGCAGCAGUCCUACUGCUAUCCAAUCGGUCUUUGUUGUGGAUGAAGACACUGCGUCUAUUCACUCUGCUACCACUACGUGGGAUGACGAGCGUGGCAUCGUCGCUUUAAGGAGGUACUAUGAGUUACGUGAGGAGGUGGAAUCCACAGUGACAGAAAGCAAACGCGUAUGGAUUGAUACGCCUUUUUCGUUGUUUGCUUUGCAAUGCUUUGAUCCGCCAAGACAUCCUGCCGGCAUGCAAGCGCUGCUUGAGCAUUCCGUUCAGAACUACGGGCCGCUGCCUUCGGAGCUCCGACCAAAGCGUGUCCGUUCCCGGACGUCUUCAAGGGCCUCGCCUUACCCGUCGACGAGAGCACUGAAAGCUGCUGCUGCAUCCCCGGAGCUUAUCACGAAGAAAGAAGAUGAUGUAUAUCGUAAUGCCACGAGCUCUCCUCUCGGAGAUAUUCCUCAUGCAAACAUCAUGACUGCUUCACUAGCUUCUAAACCGUUCAGUCCUUCGAUCGAGGAGCUCAAACGAGAGACCGCGUGGGGCCCGGCGGCUAUCCGUCCUCGGGUAGGGUCCACUGCCAGGCGCACUGCGCUUGGAUGGGCAAAGAGAAGCAACGGGAAGACGCCCACUGAUCUGAAGGAGAACACACCCAAGAUGAACAUGACGCGGGGUGAAUCUCUCAGGCUCAGCCGACCUCGUCCGAAAGGUCGGCCGACACCCGUCCGACAAAUUAGACUCUGAUUGUUAUGCUAUAUGCUUGCUUCACCACAUACUUCUACUCGCUAUUUCAUUGCCCACGUGACAUUACGCAUGCCCAACGUACGAAAUUGCUUCUUGAACACGAAGUACUGGAUCCAUCACCAGUUGGUGGUCUCCAUGUCCCUCUAUGACUCUUAAUGUUGACCUUUUAUGUUGCUC
Desarmillaria tabescens is the source of this 6238-nucleotide messenger RNA. RefSeq lists its product as uncharacterized. The record is from RefSeq and is a predicted model, not a curated record. The transcript has 7 exons. NCBI's taxonomy places the organism in Eukaryota, Fungi, Basidiomycota, Agaricomycetes, Agaricales, Physalacriaceae. Bases 143 to 6061 code for a protein of 1972 amino acids.